GCCCGGGUCCGGUCUGAAGAGAAAGCAUACUUACCUGGCAGGGGAGACACCUUGAUCAUGAAGGAGGUUUUCCCAGGCUUACAUUCCUCCUUGUGCGAAACAGGCUAUAGAUCUAGAAGUCUCUUCCAAGCCACAUUCUGCAGAAAGAGUUACAUAGGAACAACGGGAAAGAGUGGCAGGAGACCUGUCAGGGAAUUGGUUUGUCUUACCUUCCUUGCCUACAAAGAAUAAUUUCAAAUCUUUCGAAGACUGUGUGGCACUAGCCAUGCGGAAAGGGAACUUAACAGCAUGCUGCGACCCCACUAACCAACAGAUGGACAUGUCAAAGAGGCCGAGCAGCGAUGGCAGCUCAGUAAACACAGGCCCCAAAGGGGUGAUCAAUGACUGGAGGAGAUUCAAGCAGCUGGAGACAGAGCAGCGGGAGGAACAGUGCCGGGAGAUGAAGCGCCUCAUCCAGAAGCUCUCGAUGACAUGCAGGUCCCACCUGGACGAUGAGGAGGACAAGCGGAAGCAGCAGGAGCUCCAGAAAAAGCUGGAUGGCAAGCUAACCCUGCAGGAGUACAGCGCGCUGCGCGAGGGCCCAGAUGAUGAGGAGUUCCUGCAGCAGUACCGCAAGCGGCGCAUGGAGGAGAUGCGGCUGCAGCUGCGCGGCGGGCAGCACUUCCAGCAGGUUGUCGAGAUCGACAGUGGGGAGGCCUUUCUGGUCACCAUUGACAAAGCGCCCAAGAAUUCCCUGGUGAUGGUCCACGUCUAUGAGGAUGAUGUCCCAGGGGCUGGCUCCCUCCACGGAUGCAUGGUCUGCCUGGCCACUGAGUACCCCGUGGUCAAGUUCUGCCGGGUGCGGAGCUCCCUGAUCGGCGCCAGCUCCCGCUUCACCACCAGCGCCCUGCCGGCACUCCUGGUCUACAAGGGUGGGGAACUGGUGGGCAACUUUGUCCGUGUCACUGACCAACUGGGUGAGGACUUCUUUGCCGGGGACCUGGAGGGCUUCCUGCAGGAGUGCGGCCUGCUCCCUGAGAAGGACCUGGUGCUCCUCACCUCUGUCCUCGAUGCCUCCUCCUCCUCCUGCCUCAGCGAGGACAGUGACCUGGAGAUCAACUGAGGGCACCCUAGGGGGAGCAGAGAGGCACCUGUGAAGGGGCGAGUAGAAAAGCCCACCCUUCACCUAUGGAAGCCCAGAAGGACCAGAAAAAGUUAUAUAUGGAGAAUAAAUGGUUGAGAUAUUCGGAUUUAUUGUUGGAAGAUAAUGAAGGAUUUAAAUUAAGACCAUUUGAGCAAAUUAAAGAUAAAUUGGAUUGGCUACAUUAUUACCAGAUCAAUGAACUGUUUAAGCUUGAUAAGAAAAAUGGUUUUGCAUCGGGAAAAACCAAAUUGGAAACGGAGUUGUUAGAUACUAAUGUCAAAAACUUAUCGAAAAUGUAUGAUUUACUGUUGGAGUGGCAUACAAAGGAUGAACAAGUCAAAUCUGUGAUGCUAGAUUGGGCAAGAGAUGUUGGGCACAAUAUAAUGUUGGAAGAUCGGGAAAGGUUGUUGAAGAAAGGGGUUAAGUUUACUGCAUGUACUGUACUAAAAGAAAAUAUAGUGAAAAUGAUGUAUAGAUGGUACUUAACCCCAGUUUACUAAUAAAGAUUUAUCAUUUGAGUGAUAAUUUAUGUUGGAAAUGGAAAGAAAAGGAAGGCACCUUUUAUCAUAUGUGGUGGAUGUGUCCCAAGGUGAAAGACUUCUGGGGAAUGAUUUAUAAUGAGUUGAAAAAGAUGUUGAAAUAUACAUUUAUAAAAAAACCAGAGGCCUUUCUACUUGGGUUUGGAACUGCCCAUGAAAGACAUUAGAUUGUUUUUGUAUGCCACAACUGCAGCAAGAAUUAUGUUAGCCAAAAACUGGAAAUUACAAGAAAUACCAACAGUGGAGGAAUGGCAGAUAAAGAUGAUGGACUUUUUGGAGCUGGCUGACCUGACCGGAAGAAUCCUCGAAGAGAAAGAGGAGGAGUAUCAAGAAGAAUGGAAGAAAUUUAAGGAUUAUUUAGCCAAAUAUUCUAAGAUUAUAUAAGUAGAAUUAUUUGUGAGUACCAUAUUGGCUUAGGAGUUAAAUAUGUUAAAUAGCAUAUUAUGGAUAGAAGUUAAUAUGAUAAGAAAGAAAGAAGUUAAUCGACCAAGUUACCGGUAAUCUUAUUUAAAAAUAGUAUUGGAAAACUGCUACAAUGAUUUACAUGGAAACUCAGGGGGAUUCGAGGAAGUCACUCAAUAAUGGUACAAAAGUGGGAUUAUAAUAGUUAGGAUAAUUGUUUGUAUAUUUGUUUGUUUUUUAUAUUGUAAUGCUUUUCUUUUAUGUUUGUUGUAAAUUUGGAAAACCAAUAAAAAAAAUUGGAAAAAAAGAAAGAAAAGCCCACC
Podarcis raffonei (Aeolian wall lizard) is the source of this 2387-nucleotide messenger RNA. RefSeq names its product phosducin-like protein. Gene Ontology annotation, biological process: regulation of G protein-coupled receptor signaling pathway. The record is from RefSeq and is a predicted model, not a curated record. The transcript has 2 exons. NCBI's taxonomy places the organism in Eukaryota, Metazoa, Chordata, Lepidosauria, Squamata, Lacertidae. Bases 266 to 1102 code for a protein of 278 amino acids.